AUGGGAUGGAAGUUGACCUGGUCAAGCAGUGAACAAGAAGACGAGGGGCUGAAGGUGCUGCAGAAGUUUUGCAGAAGAAAAUACAGACGCUUUCUUACGAUUGCUUUAAAAAGCUCGAAAAUUCAUAAGCCAGAACUCAUAGCGACAGAAGUUCAAAGUGUGAAAUCUAUUGGAUUGAGCGCUGAUAAUGUUAUCACGGAUGCAACAGAUCAUGGCGAAUACAAUAUUUAUAAAGAAGAAACCAGCCAGCCAACUGUCUAUGAUGUUAUCGAAGAAAUCUUGAGCAGUCAGAGCAAGCCAAACCGCUGCCAUCCAGUCAAGUUGAUAUGGUACAAUCUUGAAUUCAAGUUCGGUCGUUGGAUAAAAUGUGUUUUGUUGUUGUCAGUACUGAUUGCAUAUGCACUUUUCGGUGGAUUGCUUGUUCACCAGUUUGAAGCACCUGCUGAACGUGAGCUGAAUGCUCAGCUUGAACAAAAAACCCUGGAGCGCCACAAAAUUUAUGCGAAGAAAAUAUCAGGAUUAUUUAUGUCGCCACACUGUCAGUCUAUAACAAAACACAGUGAUGACCAAAAUAGUACCAAGAUAGCACCGCUUUUAAAACAGAUAACAUGUAAUAGAAGGCUUGAGCUGCUACUAGAGGAGUACGAUGAACUAACGGACGUCUUGGCCUACAGGCACAAUCUCUGGAGAUGGGCCGAUUAUUGGAAUGCUGUAUUUUAUUGUGGCACUAUUUUUACCACCAUUGGUUUGAUAUGGAAACAUAUGGUGCCGGACCACCAAAGGCCGAAUUUUUACUAUUUUAUAUGCUUUGUUGGGCGUGCCGUAUAUGUUGGUAGUAUUAAACGAAUUUGGGAAGUUGAUUCUCCUGUAUGUACGCAGUAUUUGGCUUUUUAUCCGGAAAGGUUUCAAGUGCUUUACACAAUCUAUAUUAAGGUGAGCGAUUGA
Messenger RNA from Loa loa (African eye worm), 945 nucleotides. RefSeq lists its product as hypothetical. The coding region runs from base 1 to 945 and encodes 314 amino acids. The transcript has 7 exons. Lineage: Eukaryota; Metazoa; Nematoda; Chromadorea; Rhabditida; Onchocercidae. The record is from RefSeq and is a predicted model, not a curated record.